Penicillium verrucosum is the source of this 474-nucleotide messenger RNA. RefSeq lists its product as uncharacterized. Bases 1 to 474 code for a protein of 157 amino acids. The record is from RefSeq and is a predicted model, not a curated record. Lineage: Eukaryota; Fungi; Ascomycota; Eurotiomycetes; Eurotiales; Aspergillaceae. The transcript has a single exon.
AUGGGUCGUGGUGGACGAGGCUGGGAUUCCACGACUUCAAAUCGAAAGUCGAAGAUGAGCGACUCUUUCCAGAGCGUUAGCGGCUUAGCCCUCAAACAUUUGAAGUCCACCCAUCUUCACUGUCUGACAGUAUACUCGCCACGCCACACAUUCGUCGGAUUCGUCGAUCUGCACGAAUGUUCUCAAGCCUUUAGGGUCCAUUCUGACGCGCACGAAACAGCAGUCGACAGGGAGCCAGCGCAAUAUCCCCCGCGAGAGGCUCGUGGGCCCGAAACCCAGACAACCAAUGGAAUCACGAUAUACUACGAAAGUGGCAGCCAUAAACAACAGCUACAAGCACUGCUGGACGAUUUCGCAGAUAUUUUGACCGUGUUUCUACCAAUGGGCGGUGCACCCCGACGAUUGGCACGAGCUCACAUAGGGGCCAGGAACUUUUCACAGUUGCCCCUAUGGGAUUCUACAAUAGCUGAAUAA